AUGUUACCAAAGUUAGACAGUUUGUGUGCUACCGUCGAUGUACUGGUGAUGUGGGCGGAGCAACAAGUAGAGCGACGCCGGGUGAAACGAGACGGUCUGCCCGACGAGCAUGCAGCAGGCGUCGCAGCAGCAGCAGCAGCACCAACAGGGAAUAGCCGACAUCCGCGUCAGUUCCCAGAUUUCAGCAGGUUCUUCUUCUCCUCUGCCCCGGAUACUCCCUCCCGUCGGGGGUCCAGGUUCCCCGACCCUCUGUACGCGCAGCAGUGGUACCUGUCUGAGGGGGCUAUUGGCGGCUACGACAUGAACGUUGGUCCCGCCUGGGCACGAGGCUACACUGGCAAGGGUGUUGUCAUCUCCAUCCUGGACGAUGGUAUCCAGCAUAACCACCCAGACAUCGCUCAGAACUACGACCCGCUGGCGUCUACGGACAUCAAUGACAACGACGCCGACCCCUUCCCCCGCGACAACGGCGACAACCGCCACGGGACGCGAUGCGCUGGUGAGGUAGCUGCUGUCGCUUUCAAUGACUACUGUGGCGUGGGUGUCGCCUACAACAGCAGCAUUGGUGGUGUGCGGAUGUUGGAUGGGACGGUAAAUGAUGCAGUGGAGGCCCGAGCCAUCUCACUCAACCCAGACCACAUAGACAUCUUUUCUGCAUCUUGGGGUCCUGAGGAUGAUGGCAAGACGGUUGAUGGCCCAGGGCCCCUGGCCAAGAGAGCCUUCAUCAAUGGUGUUAUCAGGGGUCGGCAUGGAAAGGGCUCCAUCUUUGUGUGGGCGUCAGGCAACGGUGGUCGACAUACUGACAACUGUAACUGUGAUGGCUACACCAACUCCAUUUUCACCUUGUCCAUCUCCUCAGCAUCACAGAGAGGGUUUAAGCCAUGGUACCUAGAAGAAUGUUCUUCAACUCUGGCAACCACAUACAGUUCAGGGACCCCAGGGCUUGACCGUAGUGUUGCCACAGUUGACAUGGAUGGCAACCUAAGACCCGAACGCAUGUGCACCGUUGAGCAUACAGGUACAAGUGCCUCAGCACCAUUAGCAGCAGGCCUGUGUGCUCUGGCUCUUGAAGCUAAUCCAGACCUGACCUGGCGCGAUAUGCAACACCUUGUGGUUAUGACCUCACGUUAUGAACCACUAAGACAGGAAGAUGGCUGGUUUAUCAAUGGUGUUGGGCGUAGAGUGAGUCACAAAUUUGGCUAUGGACUGAUGGAUGCUGGCAAGCUGGUAGAGUUGGCAGAAAAAUGGACAACUGUACCACCUCAGCAUGUUUGCCAGAGUAUUAAGGACCGAACUGAUCAAGGAAUUCCUACUAUCAUGGGAGAAUCAGUAUUUGCAGAGAUCACCACAGAUGGCUGUGCUGGAACAUCUAGAGAGGUUCGCUAUUUGGAACAUGUACAAGCUAGAGUUUCUCUUCGAUUCCUGCCACGAGGAAACAUCAACAUAAAACUUAUAUCCCCCUCAGGUACUUCUUCUACACUGUUAUUUGAAAGACCAAGGGAUGUGUUCUCUGAAAAGUUUGAUGAUUGGCCUUUCCUCUCUGUUCACUUUUGGGGAGAAAAGGCAGCAGGGACUUGGCGGUUAGUUGUCACUAACGCUGGUACACGGGAAGUUCGUCACCCAGGUGUACUAAUACAGUGGCAGCUCAUCUUGCAUGGGACUAAAGAGCGUCCAGGACGUCUGCGCACAGAACUGCCUCAGCGCUCAGAUUCUUUGUCUUUCUCACAGCCUCUGCCAACCCAGUCUUCCUCAGGUUUACAGUUCUCGUCACGAAGACCUUCUAAUAGUCCCUUCACUAUUAGCAUCCUCGACCAAAUCCUGGCUGGAUCUAGUCCCAAUGCUACUUAUGCCACAGUUGAUGGGAAGAUAGUAUCAGGUCCAAAUCACUUGACAACUGCUCAGGAUGGUGACAUUAUAAACAAGUUCGUGGAAUCUGAAGUUUGUCACAGUCAGUGCCUCGGUGGAUGUUCAGGUCCCGGACCAGACAAGUGCCGAGCUUGCUCUCAUUAUAGUUUAGAGGGAGAAUGUGUGGGAAGCUGUCCCGAGGGAACCUAUGGUUCAGAGGAGCGGGACUGCUUGAGCUGCCAUGCAUCGUGUGCAAUGUGCAGUGGCCCAGCACAGAAUCAGUGCUUGGCUUGCCGUAUUGGCUUCCUUUAUGUUCUUCAUCUUGGUCUUUGUGCUGAGAACUGUCCUCAGGGAUACUAUGCAGCAAAUGGCUCUUGUCUGCGCUGUGGUGGCCACUGCUCCAAGUGUAUUAACCCUGACCAUUGCACUAGUUGUGAUCAUCAUCUUUUACUUUCCAAUGGUUCUUGUCUCACCAAUUGUCCUGAAGGUUUUUAUGAGACAGAAGACAAUAAGUGUGGUUCAUGUUACCCACAGUGCAAGACUUGUGUAGGGGGCAGCAGUUCUGAUUGUGCAUUGUGCCGAGCUAAUUCUUACCUGCACCGAGGAAAAUGCGUAUACCGCUGCCCUAAAGGUACUUAUGGUGGGCAGGUGACCCGUGAGUGUAUGAUGUGUCCAGCUGGAUGUGCUUCCUGCAAUGGAAAUUCCUGUACCUCCUGUAGUGAGGGCUGGAGAACUAAAGCUGGACGUUGUGUGGCACGCCCUAAUCAGUGUAAUAUAAAUGAAUUUACCUCUCCAUCUGGUGUAUGUCAAGCCUGCCAUUCAUCAUGCAUUUCAUGUGUCGGGCCCACUGAAUCUGAUUGUCUUUACUGUGCUCAGCAACACUUUCUGAUGGGUUCAAAAUGUGUGGGGGCAUGUCCUGAUGGACAUUAUGCACUGCGAGGCCGUUGUUUGCCUUGCUCUCAUGGUUGUAGUACUUGUACUUCCUAUACAUCGUGCAGUACAUGCUCACAACACUUUUAUUUACUAAAUAACCAGUGCAUAUCUGUCUGCCCCUCAGGGUUCUAUAGUGACCGAGGCAUAUGUACAGCAUGUGAAGAAGCUUGCAAGACAUGUUAUGGGCCUCGAGGUGACCAGUGUGCUUCAUGCUCUAAUAGCUCCUUCUUGCUUAAUUCAUCCUGUCAUAGCACAUGUCCACCUUCCCAUUACCCAGAAGGAAGUGAAUGCUAUCCUUGUUAUCACAACUGUCAAACUUGCAAGGGAUCAGGUCUGAAUGACUGCACCUCCUGUCAUGACUAUCUUACACUUGAUGGUGGAAUGUGCAUUGAAUGCCAGUCGGGCAGUUAUUACAACCUCAGUUCUCAAGCAUGUGAACCAUGCAAUAAGUCUUGCCUUACUUGCUCAUCUGGUGGAGAUAAUGGUUGUACAUCAUGCCAGACACCCAUGUCUCUUCAUCCUGCCACUAGUACCUGCCGAACAUGUUGUCCUCCUGGUGUGACAGAAGGAGAACACGAGACCCCUUGUUGUUCCUGUGAUCCUACUACUGGUCAGUGUUAUGGUGCUGUAUCGGCAGAUAAACGUAGAAUAGCUCUCAGUUUGGACUCAGGCUCUCAUCAUGCUCCUCAUCAAGACUCAUACUUCUCGUCUGUCACCUCACUUGUUGCUGUUAUUUGUCUUGUUAAUGUUGUAAUAUUUGGUGCCGUAUUCACCGUACUUCAGGCAAGAUCUACAGGUUCCCUCUGCUGGGCAAGAGACUAUUCGUAUAGCUUCCUUCACUUAGAAAAUAUGUCAGAAAGAGUCUCAUUAACUUUAACACCAUUUGUGGAAGAAGAUUCAGAGGAUGAGAGAGAGGGUGAACUGUUGUAUAUGAAGACAUAGAUAACAGUUAUAUCAGAAAUUAGAAUUUAUAUAAAUUUUAUGAAAUAAGUUUAUGAGUGCAGAGGAAACCAUGAAUUACAGCACAUCCUAAUUGUACCUGUCACUAUGAUGUAGAACUAAAUCCUUUCCAUACUUAAGUAUCCUCAGGUCAUGUUUGUGGAUCAAGUCAAAUUUUUGUGUAAUGUGCCUCAAAAAUGAGGGUGUUAUUUUUUCUAAGCAUGAACUUUUUUUUUUUUUUUUACAACAGUUUUCAGAAAAGAAUGAUGCAUUUUCCUUGUUAAUGCUCAGUAGCAAGUACUGUAUUUAUUUAUACAGUAAUACUAACGUGCCAUGAUGCUGGAGCAUAUCAUUGAAGGCGUUUCCACAUUGUAUGUAAUGGACAGUAUUUUAAUUAGUUACUUUUCUUUUCUGUCAUCUUUAUUCUAUUUUAAGAUAUGGCAUUAUUAACUAUAGUCUUCAAAAUUUAUGGUUAAUAAUGCCAUAUCUUAAAAUAAGAUAUGGCAUUAUUAAAUAUAAUUAUCAAAAUUUCAAGUGUAUGGAAACAAACCUAGAAAGUUCAGGCAUCUGUGGAAAAUUUUAUCAAAAUUUCACGUUAUGCUAAAUUUAAAUGACUGUUUGGUGGCUUUUUAUAAACUGCUCUGUAGUCAAAAACACGUUUAAUCAUGACAUAAUAAUAAGACAGAAGUGUACUUUACAAAAAAUCUGUUUUUAAAUUUAUUCUUUGCUACUGAUAAUAACAAAAUACAAUAUAUGUAAAUGAAAAGGAGAAACAUUAUAGCUCCUGUAUAUUUAUUAGUAAUGAAUGAAUCUAUUAUUGAUAUGCAUUAUGAAAGUAUUCUUAAAAGCAUAAGUAUGAAUUCCCUUAGUUCCUAAACUAAUGUUCGAUGAAAUUUAACUUUUUUUUUUUUAAUAAUUCCUUCAGUGCUUUAAAUAUUUACUAGUUAAAGCUAUUUAUGUCAUAAUAAAUUUUGUAUGAAAGCUAUUACAAUGUCACAAAUUAAUUAUUAAUCUUUUUACAAUGACUGAUUAAACUUAUAUAAAUAGUAAUACCGUGCUAGAAUACUGUAAAAAAUAAGAGGCACUAUGGUCAUGUGAGCAGUUCUCUACUGGUGAAAGUAGAGGACUGGGAAUGAUCUCAGACCUUGGUGAAAAUAAGGAGAGUAAUGAAGCCAAGGUCAGAUAAGUUGCCAUACUGCUUAGCAGCUAUUAAAGUAUACAUAUUGCCAGAAAACUAUUUUCUUAAAACCAGAACAAAUGCAGCUCAGUAAAGGCUCUCUUAACCAAAUGUAUGAUUGUUGUGAAAAUAUUAAUAUGUAGGAUUGAUUUAUGGUACAGCCUUUCCUCACUUAACGACAGAGUUCCGUUCCUAAAACCAUGUCAUUAAACAAAUUCGUCACUUAGUGAGGAGCAUACUAUAAUGGUAAUGAGUUUGUGUCAACCAUCUUUAAUAUUAUUUUAAUGUCACCUUUGCACCAUUUAUAACAUUUCUGGUAUAUUUUUAAAUGUUUAUACAGUAGUGUACUGCAUAUUGAAAAUAAACAGAAUAGAGGAAAUCAGCUCUAAUAUACAUAAUUUAGGUAUGAUUACUGCUCAGAGAGCCCAUUGUAAGUCCGAGGCGUUGGUAAACAGGUAUGUCGCUAAGUGAGAAGAGGCUGUAUUUGCAUUAUUUGAGUAAUUAAAAAUUAAAAGAAUAAUCUUGAAAAGCUAGAAUUAUCAUAUUAUACAGGGCAAUAUACAACAACUGUGUUAAAUUUUAUCAUUAAAAUAUUUGUAAUAAGGUACAAUACCACAUAUAUUACUUAAAAAACAAUAUAUACAUAAAAACAUUAAUAGGAAUACAUACCAUAAAAAUAAUUUGCUAUUGAUUUCAAAUCCUAGUUUAAUCUCAGAUUAUCAUGUUAAUCAACUGUAGUAUAAAAAACUAUUUAAGUACUGGUGUAAUAAAUAUAUCUGUUUUACCUCAGGUACCAUAAAGAUCCAGUAAUCAUGUGAUACCAGCUAUUAGUUUAACUUUGGUUAAGAGAUAUUUUACUGGAUCUUUAACUUUUAAUAGGGAUCUUUUUUUUUAUAUUCACUAUUCAUUAAUUUUGCAGAUAAUUGCCUGAAUACCUGACAGGUACAUUGUCAAAAACUUAAAAGCUUGACUACUAUUAGGUUCAAUAAUAAUUAGGCAGUACAGUAGUGAUAGUACUUGAAAAAUUUGCUAAAAAGCUGCAUAAUUUUUAGCUUAGAAUAAACUAAGAUCAGUUACUUCUUCAUUGUGAUAGAGCCAAUAUUAUUUCUUAACAGGUGUCAGGUCAUUAAUGUAUAGAUUAUGAAUAGCUGAGAGAAUCUGGUAUUUGAAGGAAGUAUGGUGCUGUUGCAAUAUUAGAUACUUACUCAUGUGAUAAAAUACUGGGCAUCACUAUGCCAUUUUGACUUAUGAAACAGUGAUCCUGUCUUCAGUCAUUUUAUACAAACUGCCUUUCUUAAGGGCUUAAAGUGAAAAAUAAAAUUUCCAUACCUUAGAUGCGAGAAACUGAACAUGUACAAGCUAUAGAAUUUCAAAUUAUUGUGAUAACAAAAGGAUAUGGUAAAUCUGUCAUGACAGAAAUUAUUGAGUGACACAUGGAAAAGUUAAAUCAUAAAUGACAGACUUCAAGAUGGUGACAUUAGGAAACAGAGAAAAAAUAGACAGUGUAUUUAAAAUAGUGAUUACCAGAGACACAAUAAUAAUGUUUUCACCAUUUUUGGGUAUACAUUAAAGAUUACUUCAUAUCUAACGAAGUUACCAGAAAAUAUGCAUGCAGAGUUUUUCAUGUUCUAUUCAUGACAUCUCAAAAAUUUCAUUCUAGUCAUGAAAAUUCAUUUCUGAGGCAUUUAAUGGUGACUAACAUUCACAAGAAACUAGAAAUGAAUCAAGUUUAAUGACUUGCAAAAGGAACAGUGAACAAGGUAUGCAUCUAAACAAAUCAAGUUUAAUAUAUUGUGAAAAGAACAGUGAGCUAGAUAUGCGUCUUAAUGUCACAAACAAGGACAUAAUGCCUUGUAAUAGGGUGGCCUUAAUGUUUAAAAGUAGUUAGUACUUUUAUAUUGCCCAAUAUAAGAGUUUAUGCAUACUCAGUCUUAUUUUAUAAAUGCUUUUGUAUUAAAUUUAUUAUUGGCAAAAUUUAUUAUUUCUGUAUUUGUAAUGUGUCUUCCUUCAUUCAUUUUUUAAUAGAAGUAAAUUGUGAUACAGUAAUGAUGUUCAAGUCUGAAACUGGAUGAUCCCCCCAUCAAAGUUUGUAUUUUAUGAGAACCAUAUAAAACCUUAAUAAUUACUGAAAUCUCCUUUAAUGUCCAUAGAAUAAAUUUAGACAGGUUUAACAGGCAACCACUAGUGUCUUGUAUGCCAGCAGGUCCAACCCAGAUUACAGAAAAGUCUUUUCCUGUUCUGACAUACAUAUUACUUUAGGGCAAACAUUUAAUUACAGUCUUUAAUUAAUUGUUUUAAAAAACUGUCUACUGUAUUAGGUUCUCAUUGAUUUAUUAGUACAUUUAGCUUUUUAGUUUUAUGUAUACUACUUUUUGAUGAGCAGUCAAACACUGAAACUUCAGAGUAUGGGCAGAGGUGUCUAGAACUUUUGAUCUAACCAGUCAUGAAAAAAUCUAAGGGAAAAUUUACAAUUUACAAAUUAAAGCACAAACAAAAUAUAAAAUAAUAUAGUACUCACUAAUGUCUGUUGUCCUUGUACUCUUGUAAAUAUCUUAGGACACUAUGUACAAGGGGUGUUUGAUAAAUGCAUCAUAUUCAGUUGAACAUAGUGUAACCGUAGGUAUAGGAUGUAACUGCAUCAUAUUGAGAGUAAGAAUAUAAUAAAAUGGAAUUGAAUGAAGAUUCUUAAGACAGAAAUGGUACCAGUAUCCAUAUCCAGGUUGCCAUGUGAAUCAUCAGUAGCACUCAGGGGUGGGGCUGGUACUGCAGAUUUGAAUAAGGACAACAGUAUGGACUACUAUACUACAAGAGUGAAUCUCUUAUCUUAAUCAUCAUGAUCUGCUGCUUGGCAAUGAAAUUAUGCUUUAUGCUCUGAAAAUGAAUGUAUUUACCAGAGGGAUUUUGCUCACCUAAGUUGUCAUCGCUAAAAUUACUUGGGGUGCAUCACUGCAUCAACAAUGUCUACAUCUCUUUAUCGUCAAUUCAUUUUUAAAUAUACUGUGGUAUCUUGCCUAGUUGCACUAGAAAUUCUUUCAAAAAGUUCUUUGGCAUAUGACACUGUACUAUAUUUUUUCCACAUCAGCCAUAUUUGUUAAGAUGGAAGCCUUCAAAAUAACUCACUGUCUGAAUUGUAACUGAUGAACAAGCUUUCAGGCUAUAUCUUAAAUAACAGCAUUGUUAAGUAACUUAACACUUUACUCGUUCCAUGACUCUUGUUAUAAAGGCCGUAUUUCUUGGUUUAUUUUUGGAGAUGCUUUAUAUUCCCAUAUAAAAAUGAAAGCUAAACAUCAUAAGCUUGAGUCAUGUGGGUAAACAUUUUCGGUCACAGUAUAUAAAUGAGCAAGGAGCAGUAUGGAAACUGGUAGUUAAAAAAUACUGGAGUUGUGCGCCACCUUUUUGCCUCCUUUCACUUCCAACAUAAAAUUACCAGAACUGUUGCUAAGUGGCAUGUGGGGGGCUGAUGACCAGACUGCAUGCCAAGCCAAGUAAGGAAUGCUAAAAUUCAUCUGUACUAAAUAAUCAUAUUUUCAGAAUACUAAAACUUCCCAAUUCCAAAGUUUCUGUGGUUAACUGUAGUUGUCAAAUAAUAAGUAUUUGCAAGAUUAAUUAUCAAGUACAGUACUAAAAUUCAGUUUUCUCCCACCCUGAAUAAUGCUUAUUUAAACAUUACUGUACCUGUAAAACCAUAUCAUUAGAAAAAUUACUAUUGCUAUCUACUUUUCUUAGAAGACUGCUAAUUUUUGUAAAUAGACUUUGUUAUUUCUGUACUGUGUUACUAAAAAAAAACAUUUCAAUUAAGAGGUUGCAGUCUCAUAAAUACAAUAAUGAAGUGAUUGGGGAGUUUGGUCAUUCAGUAAUUUUACCAACAUAGUAUACAGUAUUAUAAAAUGUAAGGUUCAAGUCAUUAUUUCUUAGUUAUAAAACUCCAAAAUUUGCUCUGCAGCAAAAACAUAUAUACACCAUCUUAGGUUGUUUUCUUUAGAAAGGAAGAUAUGAAAUACCAUAUCAUUUAUUAAUAAGUUUUUAGGUGUUUAUAUGAAGGGAGCUGUGACCAAAUGAUACAAUCCAUGCAGCUUCAAAAAAGAUUCAAAAUAUGCCUGAUAAUCUUAUUUUUAAUGUUGACCUAGUUUACUAGUCAUUAUCACCCUGCAAGGUGAUGUCGAACCCGUCAAUAGGUCUAACCAUACUAAAGGAUAUGUUUGGUGUCAGGGAAGCAUGUAAUGGCUUUUAUAAAUCGAGUAGUAUGUACAUUUUCAACAAACCAUGCACAAUGAUAAUAUACUUAAGUCAUUUAUAGAUUUUAUAGUUAAUGAAGGUUGACUCAGUUCACAAUGACAUGAAGCUAAGAAUUGAAAUCUUGAGUACUUACAGGGGUUUGAAAUGUGGUGUGGAAGGUUUCCAGGACCACAUGCUAUCAACUAUGAUGACCAAGUACUGGUCAUGGUGCAGUGGUUAGUUUACUUAACUAUGGUUCAGGGGAGAGUACUGUGGCCCAAUAGCCUUUCAAACCCCAGUUCAAAUAACACAAGUACUUCUAGAGCUCAAUUAAUGAAGGAUGUAUGAAUGUGAUAUAUAAGGUGUAAUGAUAUUAUUGCCCAUUUGUAAAAAAAAAAAUCUUCGUGACUUUUUCACUCUGAGUGAUAUAGUACUUUACAAAAUUUAUGCAUACUUAAGUUUACUUCAUCUUAAGCAUAUACAAUUUGUUUUUGCAGUUUGCUCCUAAUGUCAAACCCUGAGCAUGUAAUUAGCAUUCAGCAGUCUCAACAAAUGGGAUCUCUCCUAUAUUCUGUACAGGAAAUUUGUGAAUUUUUAAGAAUUUUAAUUUUAUUUUUAUUGGCUUAUUGGAUAUGUCCAUACAAUAGGUGAUGAUUUAAGUGUAGGUAAACAGCAUUUCAGUUUGAUGCAUAUGUAGUAUAUUCUCACCCUUUCACUGUCGCUUGUGUAGAUCUGUCUCAUUGAAGCUAGUGUCGCAAAUGUUGCCCUGCUUCUUAAAUUCAAAUUCAUAACAUCAUCAAAUAUGCUAUGAGCGGCACAUUUUGCCGUAGACAUGAGAGAAUGUAUGUGUGGUGGUGGUUGUGCACAGUAUAAAAAAAAUCUUGUCCCAUGCAAUGCAUGAUGGAAAAACUACCCUCCAACCUUGAGUUUAGGUCGAAAUAGUGACUUUGAUACAUUUCCUAGGGUGGUUUUCAUGCCUUUUAUUGGUUGUUUCUUGGAGAUGGAAAUGAUUUUGUUCAGUUUCAGAUUGAACAUACCUGAAAUAGACUCAAAGUGACAGAUACUAUACUGUAUAUGAUUUUUGCUGAUAUUCCUGAAGUGGGGUAGGGGGAUGCCUCCCUUAACCUCAUUGAUCUGUUUUAUUGGUUUUUAUUAGGUCUGCUUCAAUAACUGGGAUGAUCUAAACCAUGCUCAAGCAUUCUUGGUUAUAUUUCAUUAGCCAAGAAAUAGGGAAACCACUUUUUUUUUUUUUUAAAGUGAUGGAUUGAAAAUGUAGGACAAGUGUUAUAUUGGAGACCUGGAGAUGUGAUUAAAGAAUAGCAGAAAAGCUGAUUUUGUGGCUGGAAUGCCUACAGUGUAUUUUGAGCCUUGUUUUUUAAUUGGAAUUUGUUCAAUUCUGUGUAAUAUUUUGGGUGCUUCAGUGGGUAAUUCUGAGAGUUAAAUGGACAGUUUCUUGCAUCAAUCAGUAGUACAGAAAGCAUGCUAGCAAAUUAGCCAUGAACUGGGUCAGUUUGAGCAAUGUAAUUGGCAUAAAAUGUAAUAAUGUAAUUGGCAUGCCUGUAUGAUUCCAUAUUUUAUACUACAUAAAAUUUUACAUAUUUGGUGUCACUACCUUUAGAAUAAGAUUCUCUAUAAUUUUAGAAGAUAAAAUUAUCUUUUAUAUUGAAAAAUUGCAGCAGUGAAAGGGUUAGUUUCUUUUCCAAAUUUUAUGGUUUCUUUUAGAAUUCAUAUCUCUUAGUCAAUUACACAAUAUUUAAUAAUUAUAAUGGAGAGAGAACAUUGUGGUGUGCACAGUACAUGUGUAUCUUAGUCUGAGUGAGAAUGCAUCUACAAAAGAGUAACUUUUGUGGCUGCAUAUAUGAUCCCUUUAUUUUUAAGGCUUGUGGCUUGUUUUUCUGUUUAACUAUAUAUUUCUGAGUCAUGUCAAUGAAUAGAAAUCUGAAAACUCAGAAAUAUGUAUUCAUUUAAAAUAUUAUGGAGCUUUUAUACAAAACAAAUUACAUUUACAA
Cherax quadricarinatus is the source of this 11118-nucleotide messenger RNA. The record is from RefSeq and is a predicted model, not a curated record. Lineage: Eukaryota; Metazoa; Arthropoda; Malacostraca; Decapoda; Parastacidae.